AUGGCCAACGAUCCCUACCUGGAGGCAAGCGGCGCAUGGCAAACACUCUCCGACGAUGCCAAGGCUCUUCUAUCACGUCUCUGGAUUCCCAACGCGACGAGCGACGCGGACAAGGCCUCGAAUGAGAAAGUUCUCGCGAGCUUCAUGGACACGGUCAAGCAGCAACGUCUGCAGAAGGCGCAGGAGUUGCGGGAGGUCUACGCGGCGCAAGCUGCUCUUGAUCAGAAAAGGCAGCAACUGGAGAGGGAGAUCGGACCUAUGUCCCGCCUCGCGAUCGGCCCUCCCGAGACGCCACAGGCGCGUAUAGAGGAGGUCACAGACGCGCCGCAGCAUGCGCGUCGUACUUCUCAUAUGCCCAACACGUACACCUCGAGUAACGGACAGACGUCUUCGACCAUCGCAGGCUCUUCCAAUGGGAACAUACAUCCGGCGCAGAGGAACGCCAGCUACGUCCAAUAUCCGAGUCAAGCUAGCGGAACGGGAAGCAUGAUGUACAACGCAGGCUUCUCUCAUCAAGGUCCUGGUGGCGAACAUGUCGCGGUGGGCUACAGUAACGCGUCUACCUCCGGGCAGAGCUAUGGCCAGCCUUCUCCGAACUUCGCAUACCCACCAAAUGCGUACCAGCACGCACAAUUGCUAGCUGCCGCUCAACAGGCCUCUCCCCGAACGCAGUAUGUACUCCCACAGGCGCAGGUACACGCGCAGUGGCAGCAUCAGCAGCACCGGCUGUCGACGACCUCGAGAACACCACCAAUCCCAAAUCAGGCCACAGCACAGUAUCCCGCGAAUCAAUUUCCGAACAAUGUCCGUCCGUCGAAUGCCACACCCGCCGAACAGGUAUCGCGAGUUGCAACACCUGCUAGCACCGGGUCAGCGCCUCAGCUACCUCCGCGUGCAGCCAAUGCACCUCAAGUGCCAUCGAAGAGUGUAACACCUACCACAACGUCGCAGCCCGCUGCUUCACAGAAAUCUUCGCAGCCCACCCAAAUACCUUCCGCGCCUGCCGCGCCGCGUGAACAAGUCUUUGUAAACAGACCCUCAGGAUUUCUCGUGGCCAAACCGGACUACGACAAUUGGGUUCGCACGGCUGCAUCAGGCUCGAGCAUCUCAAUGACGAAGGCGCUUACGGCGACGAAGCUUCCCGACGGGCGUAUCCUGUACCGGUGGAAGGAGGCCAACGGCCACGAGCGUGAACUACCGUUCGAGCCGGGGCUGGCUAUCAAGACCAUCGAUUCCGCUGGUAUACCAACCUGGUACUGGCAACCGCCGCGGCUUGGUGGGCAGCAGACGACGCCAACGGCCAAUGGUACAUCCGGGACAUCCGGGGCUGGGGCAGGGAGCACACAAAAUGGUACAGCAGCAGCUCAAGUCCCAGUAACUGUCAACAUCCCUACCGCUGAUCAGAGCAACGCGCGAGCGGCUGCAGCCUCAACCUCGGCAAGUGCGACAGCGCCUCCGCCGGCACCAUCACGACGACAGUCAAAUGCCAAAAGCCCUGCUGACACGGCCACUCGUAAAGCUGAAGCGCCGUCGACGCCCGUUCGCGCAGGCAGUAGUACGUCGUCCGAUGCGACACUGUCACCCAGGACUGCUCGCAAGAAGACGCUCGUGCGCGAUGUAAUCAGGAUGCUGGGUGGCAAACGACCUUCGGAGGGUGGCGGCGAACCUAGCGCCAAGAGGAGGCAUGUCGAAGAGACUGGGAGCGACGCAGCAGUGCAAUUCGAUGCGCAAGCAGCGACUCCCAGCACUUCGGCGACUCCUGGUCCGGUCUCCGCCAGCGAAUCUGCUCCUGCUCCUCCUGCUGACUCCGCUUCUGUUGCGUCGAACCCUGCUCCCGAUUUACGGCCCGCCCAAACGACUGCCCCUACUCACACUGCGGCGCCUGCAUAUGGCCCUACUCCUUCUAUCGUAGCAGUCCGCAACGAUGGGCAGUCAACGCGUCCGAUUCACUUCAUUCAUGUAGACCCCGCUUCUAAGCGUACGCAGCCGCUGACAGGCGUUACGCCAUACGAUCCAUCGCAAACGCCUGCAGCUUCGCAACCGGGCCCGUCAUCGAAUAGUGCAGUGCCGCCUCGGCCACCUGUAGUGCCAGGGGGUCCGCAGGUCAACCCCUACCACAAGAUGGCGGAGGCUUGGAAUCAAGCGCAAAGUGCGCAGCGCUCGGCUCCAUCCGCUACAUGGCCGGCGCGUAUCGCUCAUGCACCUUCUCAACCUAUCGUUUCAUCAUUUCAACCAACUCCUUCGACAUCGCAGCAGAGCUCUGCACCUCUACCUCCUCAGGCGUCCGCGCUCCCUCAGAUCGCUACGUCUAGCGAAGGAAAGCAGACCGCGCAGGCGGCGGACAAGUCGCACGUUCUCCCAGCUGCUAAAUCUAGCACAGAGCGGCCAGGACCUUCGUCCACCUCGAAUGGAUCUAUCGCGACUCCGACGCCGUCAAACAAAGUACCUGCUACCAGCUCGGUCUCUGUCAAUACGCCUCAGCCCAAGCGAAUCGACCUGGCGCAGAAGAUGAGGGAUAGCGUGUCGUCGAAGAAGUCCAUUGCGAGUCCCUCUGCGUCAUUCCAGUAUACACCCGUAGGGCCCUCGGCGCCUGUCCGACGGCGGGACUCUCCUUCGCCUCGACCCGAGUCGCCAACAGCGCCGCCGCCACCAAUGUCCUCCUCUGCCCACUCGUCGCCACGCAUGUCGCCCAAGACCCCGCUAUUCCUCACCUCGCGCGCUUCGACGGAGUCGGGCGGUGAAGGCGAACCUAUAACCGUCGACUCGGACACGGAUGAGGAACAUACCGUCAUAAUCUCGCGGGCGAAGCGGAAGGUUCUCAAGUUCGAUUCCGUGUAUAUCAAGCAUCGUCCGGAGUGGGUGGGAAGCGACCUCAAGAGGCUUCGAAGGAGGUCGAAGGCCAAGGGAAAGCGGCGGCAGGAAACAUCGGAUGAGGAACAAGGACCGUCUGGCGGGGGCCCCUCGGGUCUAAAGCAUGCCUCGACGGCUCCGUCGGACGCACAGGAGGAAGCGGAGGUGUCGCGCGAGGUCGACCUGGUCGGUGGAAGCUCGGACGAUGGUUUCUCGGUGGAUGAAGAAGGCGACUUUAUCAUACCACCCGCCAAUUAUAAUCGUCAUGAUCCCGUCGAAGCAGGCGCCGUGUCCCUGUCUCUCACCCGCGGGCGCGAGACGCCUUGCAAGUGGGACAAGUGCGAGGUGCGGUUGUGCUCCGGGGAGAUGCUUUUGAGGCAUCUGGUGAACGUGCAUCUUGCUGAUGAAGGGACAUCUUGCAAGUGCCUUUGGCAAGGGUGCACGGAAACGUACUCGUCCAAAAGAGCUUUGUCUGCUCAUAUUGAGAACCAUGCUCGCACCCCGCUGGUCUGCGCUUACGAGGGCAAGUCACCUGGAGCUGAAGCGCUCGAGUGCCAUAUUUUGACUUGCAACUCUGCAGAUUGCGACCGCAACUUCAAGAAUGGGAAGCUACUUCUCCAGCAUCACGAGCUAGUGCACGAGAGGGGACGGGGUGAUCAUAAGUUGAAGCGCAGUAUGCAACUGUUCAAGCCCAAUCCGGACGAUUUGCCUUGCCCGCCGCUACCAGCAAAACCGUUAUUCUGCCAGCACGAUACGCCACCCGUUCAGCAGUAUCCUAUCACGCCGCAACGGCAUCAGACCAUUGGCCCGAAGAUCCUCGCGAACAUCUACCCGUACGCCAAGUACACCAGCCUUGCUGCUUUGCGACGGUCCUUGAAGCAGACGGAUGAGUACGCCUUCAUCAAGUACAAGGAGAAGCGCGAGCAUGGAAUCAAGCGUGGUACGCGCUUCGAGGACUUGCUCUCGGCGGAGACAACGGCGUUGUUCCACAUCGACAAGGCGUUUCUUGUGUGGAAGGGCGACAGGGCGAGGGUACAGCUGCCCGAACCACCGGAACCACAGGAUAUGGAGGAAGAUCGGGGGGAGGGCGGCUCUCGAGAUCCCGACCAGUCGGAGGAGAAGGUACACAUCGCGGAUGGCCCCAUCCAAGCAUCGACAGCCGCUCCUGCUUCCUCGUCGGAGUAUAUAGACCUGACGGGUGAUGACAUGUAG
Schizophyllum commune H4-8 is the source of this 4062-nucleotide messenger RNA. RefSeq lists its product as uncharacterized. The transcript has 9 exons. The record is from RefSeq and is a predicted model, not a curated record. NCBI's taxonomy places the organism in Eukaryota, Fungi, Basidiomycota, Agaricomycetes, Agaricales, Schizophyllaceae. The coding region runs from base 1 to 4062 and encodes 1353 amino acids.